GUGGAAUAAGAGGAAUAAACAGACAUAACUGACAGCAGGCAAACAGUUGAAGACUGGAUGAUCUGAAAAGUACCAUGUCAGUGAAAGAAGCUCAAACUGGUAGUUCAGUUAAGAAAGUGCUUAGGAGAAAACUGACAGUUCCUUCACAUCUUCUACCAGGAAAAGCAAAGAUUAAAACUGGAAGACACCGUGAUAUAAACUACAGCUGUAAUAAGACUGACAUUUCAGUACAAAGCUGUGAAGAGAAAAUCAGUGAAGAAGUUAAAACAGGACGUCAGAGAAAAUCACCUCAAGCUGAUCAAUUGGACCAAAAUCGGUUUGCACAAAAGCUGACUGCUUUAAAGCAAAUUUUCUCAACAUCAGUCGACUGCUUCACAUGCACCUUUAAAUCCGACCACAAUGAAGGUGAAUAUCGUGCAGUUACAAUCUUCAACACACACACCAGAGACUCUGUGGACCUAAAAACUCAGCCAGCUGUCGAUGGCUUUUCAGCUACAGAAAUACAGCAAUGCACCACUGCAGAAUAUAAGUCAUCUGUGGAAGAGAGGGAAGCAAUUCACUUAAAUCCACUCAUUACUGUUACUAAACUGAAGUCAAAAGCAAAGUCGUCACGGCCAGAAAAUUCUUCGCAGCUGAAAACAUGUUGGAGGAAGAGACCAAAAAAGGCUUCUCCUUUCUUCCAAGAGUGUAUUGGAGAAAGUAAGGAGUACAUCCCAUUGGAGAUGAUAGUGCUGGCUAAUAAACACACUGAUGAGAGCAGAACCCCCAGCACAUACCCAAAUGAGAUAAAAUGUCCUGAUGUGCUUACUGUGAGUGUAGAUGUGACUGAUAUAACAUCAGAGAUGAGUAAUGAAGACAGAGAAGCUUUCGAAACAUCACAUGCGAGUGAUGACAUGAAUGUGAUGGCAGGACCUCGAGGAAAUGGUGGUGGGAUUGUGAUUGGUAGUGAAGAGUAUCAGAUUAGCCCACAUUCUUCCGAGAAGUCCCGUUUUGCUCGGAAUAGCACGUUGAGUCAGGAUUUUGGCCAUCAUUUGACUAAUUUGGACAAUUUACCCCAACGAGAAAGCAUAAACACCCCUAAUGUCAACACAAAGAGAACUGCGCCAGAGCAUCCAACAUUUAGUGAUGAGAUCAGACUUCAUGCAGCAUUCAACAGUGACUCAUACUCAAUUCACCACAAUGCUGUUGCAGAAAAUGCCAUGGGUCCAAUGGGAAACACAAUGCCAGCAGGCACUGUGACAGAAAAUGUCGCAGUUAUGGAAAAUUUAGACAUAGACACGUCUGAUAGCAGUUUUUAUGCAAGGAUGGUGCACUCAGAGCAAAAUGCUGAGCAACAGUGUGAGGAAAGAGAGCUCUUCCUGCUACAAACAGCACGCUUUGUGGUUCAAGUUGCCAUAAAAACUGCACUGAAACUGUUUGAAGAAGAACAGCUGGAUACUGCUGCCCAUCUGGAUUGCUGA
Molecule: messenger RNA, 1460 nt
Organism: Thunnus maccoyii (southern bluefin tuna)
Lineage: Eukaryota; Metazoa; Chordata; Actinopteri; Scombriformes; Scombridae
Exons: 2
Coding region: 75-1460 (461 amino acids)
Source: RefSeq, a predicted model, not a curated record